UCACUUCAGUUCAGUCUGGCUGGAGGAGCGUUGAUAUGGACGCUGCUCCCUCUGCUCCGACACUGAGAAAACACGGCGACUUUUGCUAAAACUAACGGGGAUUACAACGUGUCAUGUUUAACGAGAGAUCGUUAAAGAAUCAUUCGCUUUAAAUAUCAAGACUGGUCUAUGUGCCACCGGGAUUUUCCACGCACAGUGCGUAGUGGUCAGGACGGGUUUCAUUCUCAGUUAGCAAACUGAAUCACCGGGACACAUGGGUGGGAAUCUCGGGUGCCACCGGUCCAUUCCCAAGGACCCGACGGAUUUCUGCCAGGGCAAGCGCAAGUUCAGCGCAGCGUGCAACUUCAGCCACAUACUGGUGAACCAGGAGCGGCUGAACAUCAACACCGCCACCGAGGAGGAGCUCAUGACCCUGCCGGGCGUGAACCGCGGGGUGGCUCAGAACAUCGUGGAGUACCGGGAAUGCAUCGGCGGGUUCAAGAAAGUAGAAGACCUGGCGCUGGUCAGCGGGGUCGGUGCCACGAAACUAGAGGCUAUUAAACUAGAAAUCUGCGUGUCGAGCAAGAACAGCUCGUCUAAUCACUCGCCCUCGUCUCUGCGCAAAGAGCACGAACACCUGCCGUGCACCGGCGUCAACAUAAACACGGCCACGCCGCCGCAGCUCAUGAGCGUCCGCGGCAUCACCGAGAAAAUCGCUAAGAACAUAGUCGAGUUCCGUUCCGCGCACGGCCCGUUCCGAAGCAUCGAAGACCUGGUCAAAGUGCCCAACAUCAACUCGUCCCUGCUGGACCGGAUCCGCUUCCAGGUGUUCGUGGAGCGCUCCAGGACUCCUUCCACCAACACGAACGGGGGGUUCACGCACCCGAGCCCCACGUCCUUCAGUGUUGGCAGCGAUGACCUGGACGCUCCGCUCGGAGGACCGCCGCUCGUCACCUCUGUCCGGCCCUGCGUGGAACCUCCGACGGGUACGCGCGAUGGGAAGCCCGUGGUGCGAGUGGCCACCUGGAACCUGCAGCGCUGCUCCAGUGAGAAAGCCAACAACCCGGGGGUCAAAGAGGUCGUCUGUAUGACCCUACUAGAAAACGACAUUAAGCUGCUAGCGGUUCAAGACUUGGCCGAUCGGGAGGCUCUAGACAAGUUUUGUGCCGAGCUGAAUCAGCCCACUCUCUGCAGCGUACGCAAGUGGAAGAGUGCCAGAGGCCUGUGGAAAUGUGCCGUUUCAGAGAAACCCACCGGAGAGUCCAGUAACGUUGCUGAGUACUCAGGUUUCCUGUGGGACUGCUCUUCUGGGAUUGAAAUGAAGGAUGCCACUGUCUUGGAGAAUUCUGCGACUAAUGGGAAUGGGAAACAUCCUCAGCCGUACCUGGGACAUUUUUAUAUUGGAUCGUCUGAGCUCACGCUGGUCAAUUUGCACCUGACAGCAGCGUCGUCGCCUCCAGAACAAAAAAGAAAAAGCAUGUGUGAUGAGCUCAAGGCUCAACGGCUGAGCGCCGGUAUCCAGGAAACUCUCAAAGUGCAGGGACAGAAAUUAAAUAACACCGGAAAUGAAGACAACGCCCCUGAAUAUUUAUGUGUUGGUGUUGCUGAUGCAGGUGAGAGAGAGCUGCUGGUGCUGGGACACUUUGGCAUGGCUCCCGACAGCCCUGAGAUGGAGUGCAUGAGGAAAGAAAAACUGUCAGCCCUCCUCGCGCCAUUCGUCUUUACGAACAUCAGCACCCGUACACCGCAGGGCUCCCGCUGUCUGGACAAUAUCUGGACCAGUCGCUCCCUCAAAAAGAUCUACACAGGUCAUUGCUGGGUAGUGCGGGAGGGCCUGACCAAUCCCUGGAUUCCUGAUAACUGGUCGUGGGGCGGGGUGGCGUCUGAACACUGUCCUAUCGUAGCCGAGUUCUUUGUGGACGUCAUGCUGAAGGAGCACCUGUGCAAUGGCAACGGAGUGGCGGUGGUGGAGAGAGGAGACACCAUGUCCAAACACGAGCGAUGACCUUUGACCUUUUACUUGUUCACUGUGGAAAAGGUCACACACGUCCGGACUGACACAAUGACUGUCUAAAUACAAAUGAAGAGAGCCAGAAGUGCACCAUGAUUGCCUUGGUUUUGUCUGUUCAGUGUACAGUAGAGAUUCUAUAGCAGGAAACAGAUGAUUUUAAUAUAGAGCAAUACAAUGACAGAGAUAUUUAAACACAGAUUUAUUACACAUGUACAUACAAUGAAGUGAAAUAAACAAAUGUGCCAAAACUUUUUAAACAAUAAAUAUUUACAACCUACGUUUUGUUUGAUUUUUGAAACUAAGGAUGCAUUAAGUUGAUCAGAAGUGACAGUAAAGACAUUUAUAAUGUUAUAAGAUUUUCAUUUCUAAUCAGUGCUGUGGUUUUUAACUUUUUAUUCAUUAAAAAAAAACCUGAAAAAUGUAUCAUGAUUUUCAUAAAAACAUGAAGCAGCACAAUUGUUUUCAACACUGAUAAUAAGUAGAAAUGUUUUCUAAGAAGCAAAUAUGAAAGCAUGACAUUAAAAACAAAUCUGAGUAAUAUUUAUAUUAAUAUAUAAUAUGUCUGUGAAACCAGGCCUAUAUGUAUUAAACAGAAGGAACUCACAAAUAUAAAAUAAAUCAUAAUAAAUCUUGUUUUACAGCAGUGUGUGUGCUUUCUGCCAACAAUGUCAAAUAUUUUAUGAGCAUUUAUAUAUUUUUUCAGUAGCCAUCAGUACCACAAAACCAAAUAUGAUAUGUGAAAUGUCAAUAAUGUAAACUGUUCUGACUGUAUAGGUGCAAUCUCAAUGAAUUUAUGAAGGCAGUGAAUGUCAGGUUUGUCAAUAACCUAAUAAUUAGUUAUGCUCAUAUUUUCUCAUUUCCACCACACGAAUUGUAUAACACUGUUAAUCAUUUUUAUGAUCAGCCAGCAACACCAGACAAAUGGCUUCUGCAUCAUACACGUCAUGCAAAAUAUAGUUUCCUCUACAUCAUCAGCUGUCAGUCAUCACAUUUUCUAUCUGACGGUGAUAAAAAUAGAUUGAUUUGACAAUCACUCUGAACCAUCUCUAUUCAUUUUGAAAGACAGCGGUGAAUGCUAGAUUUGUCAGUAUUAUCUACAUGACAAAAGCAUGUGUUUAAUCAGAGCUGGCUUAUAUUUGCAUCUUUUUUUGUGUAACUCCCCUUACGCUCAUGUUUUCUGGUCCAUCGUGGUUAAAAAGCUCCUCUCUUUGGAAGAGCACUGGAAAAGAAACAAAGCAUAAUAAAUACAUAAUUUAUCUAAA
Labeo rohita (rohu) is the source of this 3252-nucleotide messenger RNA. RefSeq names its product endonuclease/exonuclease/phosphatase family domain containing 1 (gene eepd1). Gene Ontology annotation, molecular function: DNA binding. The transcript is spliced from 7 exons. Gene Ontology annotation, cellular component: plasma membrane. NCBI's taxonomy places the organism in Eukaryota, Metazoa, Chordata, Actinopteri, Cypriniformes, Cyprinidae. Gene Ontology annotation, biological process: DNA repair. The record is from RefSeq and is a predicted model, not a curated record. The coding region runs from base 254 to 1984 and encodes 576 amino acids.